Carlito syrichta (Philippine tarsier) is the source of this 1461-nucleotide messenger RNA. RefSeq names its product phosphatidylinositol glycan anchor biosynthesis class K (gene PIGK). The coding region runs from base 40 to 1227 and encodes 395 amino acids. The transcript has 11 exons. Gene Ontology annotation, cellular component: GPI-anchor transamidase complex. Gene Ontology annotation, biological process: protein localization to cell surface; proteolysis; attachment of GPI anchor to protein. Gene Ontology annotation, molecular function: GPI-anchor transamidase activity. The record is from RefSeq and is a predicted model, not a curated record. NCBI's taxonomy places the organism in Eukaryota, Metazoa, Chordata, Mammalia, Primates, Tarsiidae.
CCCGCCCCUCCAGGUGCGGGAAGUCUGAAGCCGGCAAACAUGGCCGCCGCCCGCCGCUUCGACCGGGCUGCGGCUGCACCGGCGGCCUUGUUGCUCUUGUCCUUCGGCGGCUUGGCCGCUGCUGGCGUCGAGGACCAAGCAGAACAAUUCUUUAGAAGUGGCCAUACAAACAACUGGGCUGUUCUGGUAUGUACAUCCCGAUUCUGGUUUAAUUACCGACAUGUUGCAAAUACUCUUUCUGUUUAUAGAAGUGUCAAGAGGCUAGGUAUUCCUGACAGUCACAUUGUCCUAAUGCUUGCAGAUGAUAUGGCAUGCAAUCCUAGAAACCCCAAACCAGCUACUGUGUUCAGCCACAAGAAUAUGGAACUCAAUGUGUACGGAGAUGACGUGGAAGUCGAUUACCGCAGCUAUGAGGUAACUGUGGAAAAUUUUUUACGGGUAUUGACAGGGAGGAUUCCACCUAGUACUCCACGGUCAAAACGUCUUCUUUCUGAUGAUAGAAGCAAUAUUCUCAUUUAUAUGACAGGACACGGUGGAAAUGGUUUCUUGAAAUUUCAAGAUUCUGAAGAAAUUACCAACAUAGAACUUGCAGAUGCUUUUGAACAAAUGUGGCAGAAAAGACGCUAUAACGAGCUGCUGUUUAUUAUUGAUACUUGCCAAGGAGCAUCCAUGUAUGAGCGGUUUUAUUCUCCUAACAUAAUGGCUCUAGCUAGCAGCCAAGUGGGAGAAGACUCUCUCUCGCAUCAGCCUGAUCCAGCAAUUGGAGUCCAUCUGAUGGAUAGAUACACAUUUUAUGUCUUGGAGUUUUUGGAAGAAAUUAACCCAGAUAGCCAAACUAAUAUGAAUGACCUUUUUCAGGUGUGUCCCAAGAGCCUGUGUGUGUCUACUCCUGGACAUCGCACUGAUCUGUUUCAGAGGGAUCCAAAAAAUGUCCUGAUAACUGAUUUCUUUGGAAGUGUUCGGAAAGUGGAAAUUACAACAGAGACUAUUAGUUUGCAACGGGAUUCAGGAAUCAUGGAAAGCAGCCAUGAGGAAGGCCAGAGGGAUGAGGAGCUAAUGGAACCUCUGAAAUAUGCCGAGCAACUUCCUGUAGCUCAGAUAAUACACCAGAAACCAAAGCUGAAAGACUGGCAUCCUCCUGGGGGCUUUAUUCUGGGGCUGUGGGCACUCAUUAUCAUGGUCUUCUUCAAAACAUACGGGAUCAAGCACAUGAAGUUCAUUUUUUAGACUUGAUGGUAUGUGAAGAAGAACGCAAGGAAAACUGCAACCUUGGAUGAAAAUUUAUGCCAUCUAUGUUUUUUAAAAUGCGUUGUUCUUGUGUGAAUUGGAAAAAGUAUAAGGAAGCUAAAUUUGAAUAAACUAUUGAUUUUAUAAUGUAAAGAAAAAUAAUUGUUAAUGCAUUUGCUUAAUGUCACUAAGUAUAUUUUGGUUUUUAAUUUUGUGUUAUUAAAAACAAAUGAG